Molecule: messenger RNA, 1636 nt
Organism: Ceratina calcarata
Lineage: Eukaryota; Metazoa; Arthropoda; Insecta; Hymenoptera; Apidae
Product: nucleolar protein 56-like
Exons: 3
Cellular component (GO): small-subunit processome; box C/D methylation guide snoRNP complex
Molecular function (GO): snoRNA binding
Source: RefSeq, a predicted model, not a curated record
AAGAGAGCGACAGUUCACGUCGAAGCUCGCUCCGAAGCAAGAUGGACCCUAUGUCAUCAAAUGUCGGGUUGGACCCAACAGCUACGAGGUACAGACUCGUGAUCCCGAGCCAAUCUGCAUCGGAGUGUAUCAUACUUCUGCGCUGACACCCUACAAGGCAACACCUGAAGAGAUGCCUACGCCCGUGUUAAAGUUUUACGUAUUGUUCGAGCAUGCUGCUGGUUAUGCACUCUUUGCGGUCAAAGAAUUUGAGGAGUUAGGGAUGUUGCUACCUCAGGUUGAAGCAUCUGUCACAGAUUUAUCUCGCUUCAAUUCAGUUGUAAAACUAGUUGGGUUCUCGCCUUUCAAAACUGCUUUAGCAGCUUUGGAAAGUAUAAACAAUAUUUCUGAAGGAGUUGUCCCUGAAGACUUGCAACUGUUUUUGGAUUCAUGUAUACCAAAAUCUAGAAAGAAAAAUAAAGUUGUGCUAGGAGUAGCAGAUCCGAAACUUGGAGCUAGUAUUACUGAAGCACUAAAUAUUAAAUGUGACCAUACUGGAGCCAUCCCAGAAAUCAUUAGAGGGAUAAGAUUUCAUUUUCAUAAUUUAGUGAAAGGUUUCACUGCGAGGAGUUCUGGAAUUGCACAGCUUGGGUUAGGUCAUAGUUAUUCUAGAGCUGAAGUAAAAUUCAAUGUCAAUCGUGUAGAUAAUAUGAUUAUACAGAGUAUAGCUCUGUUAGAUCAAUUAGACAAGGAUAUUAAUACAUUCAGCAUGCGCAUAAGAGAAUGGUACAGUUAUCACUUUCCAGAACUUGUAAAAAUAGUUCCUGAGAACUAUACGUAUGCCAAAGUUGCUAAAUUAAUAAAAAACAGAAAAGAACUUACAAGUGAGAAGUUAGAAACUUUGGAAGAAAUUGUUAUGGACAGUGCAAAAGCUCAAGCAAUUAUCGACGCAUCUAAAUCAUCUAUGGGAAUGGAUAUCAGCCCUGUCGACCUCCUAAACAUCGAAAUGUUUGCGGCCCGUGUUAUUGCUUUGGCUGAUUAUAGAAAACAGCUGGCAGAGUAUUUAAAAUCUAAGAUGGCAGGAGUAGCGCCAAAUUUGGCAACAUUGAUCGGUGAUCAAGUCGGAGCAAGACUAAUAGCACAUGCCGGUAGUCUUACUAAUUUGGCUAAAUAUCCCGCCUCUACUGUGCAAAUAUUAGGAGCAGAAAAAGCCUUGUUCAGAGCUUUAAAAACGAAAGGUAACACUCCGAAAUAUGGGUUGUUGUUCCACUCGAGUUUUAUUGGUCGUACGGGAACGAAGAACAAAGGUAGGAUUUCAAGGUAUCUUGCAAAUAAAUGUUCAAUGGCAUCAAGAAUUGAUUGCUUUACGGAUACACCAACCAAUAUCUUCGGCGAAAAGUUGCGACAACAAGUUGAAGAUAGAAUUUCAUUCUAUGAAACUGGAGAAAUACCUGAGAAAAAUAUAGAUGUGAUGAAGGAGGCAUUAGAAGAAGCUACGCAAGUAAUAGCCAGCAUAGAACAAGAGAACCCUAAAAAGAAAAAGAAAAAAGAUAAGAAAAGAAAAAGCGAAGUAUUAGAAAAUAGAGUAACGGAAGAAACAGAAGAACCGAAGAAAAAGAAAAACAAGAAAUUCAAAAAUUUGGAUGAAGACGGAUGA